CGCCAUGGCGGCCGUGCUGGGGGCCGCGCUGCUCGCCGCCGUGGCCGGGGCAGCCCUCCCCGGGGCCGGGGCGGCCCCCGCCGCCUCCCCCCCGCCGCCCCGCGGCGUGUCCGUGCUGCUGGAUCCCGGCUCGGGCCAGCCCCGCGUCCUGCCCGGUCGCCAUCCCGCCGCCGUCGCCUGGGCCACCCUCGACGAUCGCAUCCGCGAAGUGGGCUGGGCCUUCCUGGAGGUGGCCACCAACGCCUCGUACGACGACAGCCUGCAGGCCUACGCUGCCGGGCUGGCCGAGGCCGCCGUCUCCGAGCAGCUCAUGUACAUGCACUGGAUGAACACCAUGGUGGGCUACUGCGGCCCCUUCAAGUACGAGAGCGAGUACUGCGAGAAGCUGCGGGGCUACCUGGAGGCCAACCUGGCCUGGAUGGAGGAGCAGAUGGGGAAAGGGCAGGACCCCGAGUACUGGCACCAGGUGCGCCUGGCCCUGCUGCAGCUGAAGGGGCUGGAGGACAGCUACAACGGGCGCCUGCACUUCCCCCAGCGCCGCAUCACCCUCUCACCCUUCGGCUUCCUCCUGCUGCAGUUGGGGGGUGACCUGGAGGACCUGGAGUCUGCCCUGAACCGCUCCUCCCCACGCCGUGUCCUGGGCUCUGGCUCUUGCUCUGCCCUGCUGAAGCUGCUGCCGGGCCAGCAGGAUCUCCUGGUCGCCCACGACACCUGGAGCUCCUACCAGUCCAUGCUGCGUGUCCUCAAGAAGUACACGCUGCCCUUCCGCACCUCGGCCGGCGGCAAGACUCAGAUCCCAGGGAGCAUCCAAGUGUUUUCCUCCUACCCCGGCACCAUCUUCUCCGGGGAUGACUUCUACAUCCUCAGCAGCGGCUUGGUAACGCUGGAAACCACCAUUGGGAACAACAACCCUGCUCGGUGGAAGCUGCUGGAGCCUCGGGGCAGUGUCCUGGAGUGGCUGAGGAACAUCGUGGCCAACCGGCUGGCUCGCAGCGGGGCCGAGUGGGCUGGCGUGUUCCGGCGCUUCAACAGCGGCACGUACAACAACCAGUGGAUGGUGGUGGAUUACAAGGAGUUCCCAGCCAGGAGGCCACAGGGCGUGCUGACCGUGCUGGAGCAGAUCCCGGGGCUGGUGGUGGUGGCGGAUCGGACGGAGCUGCUGUACCAACAGGGCUACUGGGCCAGCUACAACCUCCCGUACUUUGAGGAGAUCUCCAACGCCAGCGGCAUCCCCGAGCUGGUGAGGAAAUACGGCGACUGGUUCACCUACGACAAGAACCCUCGGGCUCAGAUCUUCCGGCGCAACCAGACGCUGGUGCGUGACCUGGACUCCAUGAUCCGCCUCAUGAGGUCCAACAACUACCUGCAGGACCCCCUGUCGCUCUGCAGGGGCUGCGACCCGCCCCACAACGCCGAGAACGCCGUCUCUGCCCGCUCCGACCUCAACCCUGCCAACGGCACCUACCCCUUCCCUGCCCUGCGCCAGCGCUGCCACGGCGGCACUGACACCAAGGUCACGUCCCGGGGCCUGGCACGUGCCCUGGCGCUGGUGGCUGCCAGUGGCCCCGCCUGGGACGACGUGCCGCCGUUCCGCUGGAGCACGUCACCCUGCAGCAGCCUCCUGCACAUGGGUCACCCCGACCUCUGGACCUUCCCCCCCAUCGAGGUGCGCUGGGACUGAGCCCCUGAGCCCCUCCAUCCGUCUGCCCCCAACCUGAGGAUCCAGUUUUGGGGGGCAGCUGAGUCGCAGCGCUGCCCCAUGGCCAUGGGACUGGCUUUGGGUGCAAGGGGGGGUUCCCCUGUGUCCCCUCCUCCAGCUGUUUCUGCUUCUCUCUCUUGCUGAUGCACCCAUGGGGUCUGAGGAGCUGUACCCCCCAUCCCCCCUUCCCCGGGGCCAUUCGCUGAGUGUUGAUUUGGGGGGGUCCUUUCCCACAGAAGGGGGGUGAUGCUGGGAGGCUGGGGCUGGCCCGUGGGACAGAAGGGAAGGAGCUGCUUUGGCAGUGACAAAUAAAGCUGUCUGCAGAGGUGGUGGCUGUGCUUUUG
Colius striatus (speckled mousebird) is the source of this 2043-nucleotide messenger RNA. It is a transcript of the gene PLBD2, whose product is annotated as phospholipase B domain containing 2. Gene Ontology annotation, cellular component: extracellular region. Gene Ontology annotation, biological process: phospholipid catabolic process. Bases 5 to 1681 code for a protein of 558 amino acids. The transcript is spliced from 12 exons. Lineage: Eukaryota; Metazoa; Chordata; Aves; Coliiformes; Coliidae. The record is from RefSeq and is a predicted model, not a curated record. Gene Ontology annotation, molecular function: glycerophospholipase activity.